UAUGGAAGUGUGUAGGAAGGGAAAGGGUUUUCGUGCGAGUGUAAGGGUUUAGGGCGCAGAAAAGAAGAGAGAUUACCCUCCUCAACUCAAGUCAACUCAACUCAACUCAACUCAACAACUCUCUUCAUUCACCAUGGCCGACGAUGACUAUGAGGAUAUCGACAUGGGGUACGAGGAGGAGCCACCAGAGCCUGAGAUUGAGGAAGGUGCAGAGGAGGAGGAUCUCGAGAACAAAAAUGAUGACAUGACUGGAGAAGGAGAACCAAUUGAAACUGAGGAUAAGGAAGAUGAGCAACCAGGAGAGCGUCCUCGAAAGACAUCGAAAUAUAUGACCAAGUAUGAGCGUGCUAGGAUUCUCGGUACUCGUGCUCUUCAAAUCAGUAUGAAUGCACCUGUCAUGGUCGAGUUGGAGGGGGAAACUGACCCACUUGAGAUUGCCAUGAAGGAGCUAAGAGAGCGGAAAAUCCCUUUUACCAUCCGUCGCUACUUACCUGAUGGAAGCUAUGAAGAUUGGGGAGUUGAUGAACUGAUUGUGGAAGACUCCUGGAAGAGGCAAGUGGGUGGUGAUUGAUGAUCCUACCAUAAAAAGACAGACACUAAGAUCUGUCAAUUAUCUUAGAUUUGGGUGAAGUGGACACUGUUCUAGGAUCCUACCAUGAAAUUGGCUUAUAGCAUCCUAUUAGUUUUGGAUUUCUAUGUAUGUCCUGUCCCUUUGUGUUUUAACUCGGUAACAUUUUCUGUUUCUGCUAGUCUGUAUAUGAUAAACCUCUAGGCUUUAAACAGUAUUUGCCGGUGUUUGUCAAAUCAGCUUCAGGCUGCACUAGGCAAUAUGAACAUUGAAGUGAUACUUACCAUAUGGGUUUUUGAACUUUCCAGAUUUUCAAAUUUCUACUUCAUAAUGGAAAUAUCAUUAAUACAA
Messenger RNA from Cicer arietinum (chickpea), 919 nucleotides. Its product is annotated as DNA-directed RNA polymerases II, IV and V subunit 6A-like. Lineage: Eukaryota; Viridiplantae; Streptophyta; Magnoliopsida; Fabales; Fabaceae. Gene Ontology annotation, cellular component: RNA polymerase I complex; RNA polymerase II, core complex; nucleus. The record is from RefSeq and is a predicted model, not a curated record. Gene Ontology annotation, molecular function: DNA binding. Gene Ontology annotation, biological process: tRNA transcription by RNA polymerase III; transcription by RNA polymerase II; transcription by RNA polymerase I.